Messenger RNA from Aureobasidium pullulans EXF-150, 1146 nucleotides. Its product is annotated as carbon-nitrogen hydrolase. The record is from RefSeq and is a predicted model, not a curated record. Gene Ontology annotation, molecular function: hydrolase activity, acting on carbon-nitrogen (but not peptide) bonds, in linear amides. The transcript has 2 exons. NCBI's taxonomy places the organism in Eukaryota, Fungi, Ascomycota, Dothideomycetes, Dothideales, Saccotheciaceae. Bases 97 to 1098 code for a protein of 333 amino acids.
CCACAUCAUCUCCGUACCUACUACACCAUAUCAUUUCUCCCAUUCUGUUCUACACUUUCUCUCCCAUCAAGACAGCCAUAACUUUCUCACACUUCAAUGCCUCGCAUACUCAAAGUCGCAGCCGCCCAAGUCGGCGCCGUCGACCGUGACGCCGAUCGCGCAGAAACACUCGCCCGCCUCAUCGCGUUACUGGACCAAGCGGCCUCCGAGAAAGUCCAACUAUUACUCUACCCAGAAGUAACAUUCACGACCUUUUUCCCCCGCCACCUUUUCACCUCCUCCUCUGAUCUAAACGCCUACUUCGAACACAACGACGACCUAACCACUUCCCCCUCCACCGCACCCCUAUUUUCCAAAGCCCAAAACUACGGUAUCGAUAUCGUGGUCGGGUUUGCGGAAAGAACGGAUGAGGGUAAAGGGUAUAACACAUGUGUUUAUUACUCCGCUGCUGUGGGGAAAGUGAUCAACAAGUAUAGAAAGGUGCAUCUGCCAGGAACGGUAGAGCCAUUCGAAGAUCCAGAGGCUGUUAAUCAACUGGAAAAACGCUAUUUCACGCCCGGUGAUUUGGGGUUUCCUGCGUUCAGAGCACCUGGUCUCCUGCCUACAUCCUCUGGUGAUCCGGUGUUGGGAAUGCUCAUCUGCAAUGACCGUCGCUGGCCAGAAGCCUGGCGCUCUUAUGCGCUUCAAGGUGCUGAGCUCCUGUUGAUCGGGUAUAACACCGUGGCCCACAGUCCUCAUCUCUGGGGUACCACUAAACCCAUGACGGAGGAGGAAGCGGAGAAAGAAGCAUUGUUUCAUUCACGUCUGGUCCAACAAUCGAAUUCCUACAUGAACAGUGUCUUCAGCAUCUCCUCCGCCCGCUGCGGCCUCGACGACGGUAAAUACAACCUAAUCGGCGGCUCGGCGAUAAUAAAUCCAGAAGGCCAUGUAGUCGCCGAAGCAAAAACCAAAGACGACGAACUAGUGGUUGCAGAAAUCGAUUUGGAAGAGUGUAGACAAGGCAGGGAAAAGACGUUUGAUUUCGGUAGACAUAGGAGGAUAGAGGCGUAUGGGAGGAUCGGGGCGCAGACUGGAGUUGUGGAGCCCGAGUUGUUGUAGUAGCUGGAUAUGAUCAUGCACGUGUAGUAAGGAAUAAAGAAUGCAGAG